AUGAGCAGGGAGGCACCUGCAGUUGAGAGCUACGAGAUAGUUUAUCCACGGAAAUCGCGCUCGGUGCACAGAAGGAGCACACAGACCAAAUAUGUUGACACAGUGGAGUAUGGAAUCAAAGCCAGUGGCCAGGAAGUCGUGCUGCAGCUACGAAAAAAUAAGGAUCUUUUAGGUCGAGAUUACACUGAAACCGUUUAUUCUGAUGACGGUCGGCAAAUAACAACAACUCCUCAGAUCAAGGAUCACUGCUUUUAUGAAGGCCAAGUGGAGGGUGAUGCUGAGUCCACAGUGAGCAUCAGUACCUGUCAAGGUCUCAGUGGCUACUUUGAGACCCGUGGCCAGAGGUACCUCAUUGAGCCCCUGGGAGCCUCGGACAGGGCAGAACACGCCGUGUACAAAUACGAGGCCCUGAACCAAGAGCCCGUCAAGACCUGUGGCCUCACCAACAACACCUGGGAACAGGAUUCCAGCGACCCCAUCAACGACAUCUUCAAAUCCAGCAACAGCCCAGAGAUGAAAGAGUAUCUGAAGGCAAAAAAAUACCUGGAGCUCUACAUAGUUGCAGACAACACCAUGUACAAGAACCGUGAUAAAGAUGUUAAUGCUAUCAGACAGAGGAUAUUCGGAAUAGUCAACUACAUCAACACGGUUUACAAGGCCAUAAACAUCCACGUGGCUUUGGUGGGCCUGGAGGUGUGGACGGACGGGGACAAGUGUCCCCUGAGCAGGAACGCCGGGCUCACCCUGGACGCCUUCGCCAAGUGGCGCCGCUCGGACCUGCUCAAGAGGAAGAAGAACGACAACGCUCAGCUCAUCACGGGCCUUGACUUUGAGGGGACAACGAUUGGAUUGGCCUUUCUCAAGUCCAUCUGCAGUAAUUUAUAUUCUGCAGGUAUUAUUCAGGACCACAGCAGGAACGAGAUCGCAGUGGCAGCCACGAUGGCCCACGAGAUGGGGCACAACCUGGGCAUGAGCCACGACACCGAGGCCUGCUCGUGCAGCGAUCACAUCUGCAUCAUGACAGACACCGUCAGCUCCUUCAUUCCCAAGGAAUUCAGCUCCUGCAGCCUGCAGAGCUUUGAGAAGUUCAUGCUGGCUGAGAUGCCGGAGUGUUUGACCAACGUGCCCGACCUGGGCAGCAUCAUCGCCCCUCCAGCCUGCGGGAACGGCUUCCUGGAGAAAGGGGAGGAGUGCGACUGCGGCACCCCCGAGGAGUGCACCAAUGACUGCUGUGACCCCGAGACCUGCAAGCUGACCUCGGGGUCUGUGUGUGCCCAUGGGGAGUGCUGUGAGAACUGCCAGUACAAGAAAUCAGGAGCAGUGUGCAGGGCGGUGAAGGACGACUGUGACCUGGCCGAGAUGUGCUCUGGGAGCUCUGCCAGCUGCCCCUCCGAUCGAUUCCGGGUCAAUGGGCACCCCUGCAACUUUGGAGAGGGGUAUUGCUACAUGGGCAAGUGCCCCACCAGGGACAGCCAGUGCAAGGCUGCCUUUGGGCCACAGGCCACGGACGGGGCACCCUCCUGUUACCUCAUGAACCACAGGGGGCUCUACUAUGGUUACUGCAGGAAGGAGAAAGGGAGCCACGUCCCCUGCAAGAAAAAAGACAAAAUGUGUGGGAAGCUGUUCUGCUCCGGAGGGAGGGAGAUGCCUCGGGAGGGGAGCCUGGUGACCUUUGAUUCCUGCAAAGCAAGUUUUUCUAAAACUGGAGACGAGGACCCCGGGAUGGUUCUGGAUGGGACCAAGUGUGGCAAUGGGAUGGUGUGCAGCAAUGGAGAGUGUGUCUAUGCUGAGGACGUCUUCAGAUCAACCAACUGCUCUGCCAAGUGUUCUGGACACGCUGUGUGUGACCACGAGCUGCAGUGCCAGUGUGAGGAGGGAUGGGCACCACCCACCUGUGACAGCUCCUCAGCCUUCACCAGCAUUGCCAUCGUGGUGGGGGUGCUGGCUGUGCUGGCUGUCACAGCGACUGCAGCCGUGCUGCUCAUCCGCCUCCGAGUGGCCAAGGAGAGCCACCAGAACAGGAGGGGACCUGGAGCCACCAACCAAGUCUUUGUGGAUCAAGAGCAGAGGUGCAGGGAACACCCAGGCCUGGCAGUGCCCACCCAGAAGGCGAAUGGGAAGAAACUCCUGCUCCCUGUGCCUCCACCUCAGGAGAACAAACCCCAGCUCCAGAGUCCUGCCUUAAGGCCUAAAGGUCCCCCACCUCCUGUUCCUUCCACCAAACCAGGCUCAUCUCACACAGAGGAGAAGUUUGCACCGGAGAAAAAACCUCAUCUGCCAGUCCCCAAAGGCAAACCUGCACCUCCACCAAAGGCUUUGAAACCCCCAAUGGAUCCCCGGGUCUGA
Empidonax traillii (willow flycatcher) is the source of this 2346-nucleotide messenger RNA. It is a transcript of the gene ADAM28, whose product is annotated as ADAM metallopeptidase domain 28. Gene Ontology annotation, cellular component: plasma membrane. Gene Ontology annotation, molecular function: metalloendopeptidase activity. The coding region runs from base 1 to 2346 and encodes 781 amino acids. The record is from RefSeq and is a predicted model, not a curated record. The transcript is spliced from 23 exons. Gene Ontology annotation, biological process: proteolysis. NCBI's taxonomy places the organism in Eukaryota, Metazoa, Chordata, Aves, Passeriformes, Tyrannidae.